AUAGGUUCAAGAUGGCGCUUUUAUUUAAGCUGUUGUCAAAAACUCUAGUGUCAGUACAAAUGUUAUCAAUAAUGAUGUAGUUUUACGGAGGAGUGUCUUGUGUAAAGUUUUAUUUAAAAAUGUAUAUAGAUAGAUAGCAUAAAUUAAAAGAAAAUGAAUAAGAAUAUGAACUCACCGUCAAAGUUGACAGAAUUUGCCCCGUUGAGUCCAGAGGAAAGUCAACCUGUUGUUGCCUCACUUUUUUCCAAAUUUUUCAGCUUUGCCAGGAGUCCACAAAAUGCUGACGAUUCCAUUAUCUCUUCUAAUAAUGACGAGCAAAGUUCAUCUGAUUCUGAUUCUUGGAAGCAAUCGCAAAGUACAGAAAAAACACCGGAAGAAGAUAGUUCUAGUAUAAUUAAUUUUCCCUUAGAUACACACGAGGGUCGUAGUUUACCAAGUGUUUUAAAACGUAUAAGAAAUAUCGUAGCUUCCAAGAGCAGCAAUCUGAGGUCAUAUAAAGAUUCUGAACUUAGAAGUUACUGGAUGCCAGAUAGCGUAAGCAAACAAUGUUACGAAUGCGGUGAAAGAUUUACAACUUUUCGUAGAAGACAUCAUUGUCGCGUUUGUGGACAAAUAUUUUGUUCAAAAUGUUGUUCUGAUCAAAUUCCUGGAAAAAUUAUGGGAUGUACAGGUGACCUCAGAGUAUGUACAUACUGUUGCAAAGUGGUUUUGUCGUAUUUGCAGUCAUCAGACAUGAGAAGCGAUUUAUCAGCAGAUCUUAAAGCACUGCAGGAAGAUCUCCAAGUUAAAUAUGGUAAUGAUUCACCGCCUUUAACUCAGAAAAACUCAUCUGAAUGUACGGAAGGUGAAACUUCCAUUUGUAGAAAACCAAGUGUUGGCUAUAUGGAAGAAAAAUAUGCUGUUGGACGAUCGGCGAAUAGUUAUUUAACAUCACAAGAAUGUUCACUUGUUCUUCAAAAUUCAGCAUCACUAAGAAUGAUUUAUGAAGAGUUAUUCAGAUCAAGCCAGGCAAUUUUAUUACAAACCCACAGAAUUCGUUUGAAAAGUUACCAUAAUUGUUUCAUAGCAAGUGAAUUAGUAAAUUGGAUGAUAGCGCAGAAUAAAGCAGCAACCAGGGUACAAGCUACUGCUAUAGGUCAAGCAUUACUUGAAGCAGGUUUUAUAGAACCUAUUACUUCCGAGAACGUUUUUAGUGAUACCGCAGCAAUAUUUAAACCAGUCCAAUUAUCUCAAAUGCAAAGUACAGAUUUAUUAACGGAAAAUCAAGCUACAUGCGAUGCGCAAGAACCUGCUUGGGUAAAUACUAUACCUCAACAUGAUUCAACCACAGAUUCUGAAAGCGAAUCGAAACCAUCUAAUUCGGUUCAACAAACUAGUGGUCGUUUACCAUCCUCAAGUUCAAGCUUUUACUUAGAUUUAAAUCUAGAAGCAUCGACUGUUACGUUGAAAAGACCAACGUCUGAAGAUUUAACAACAAUUUCGAUAGACAGUAAUGAUGGAGUUACCGAACAGAAAGAGGUAAACAUAAAAUCUCAUGAGUGUAACUUUAAAGUAUCCGAUGAUCUUUUAAGUGAUACGUUUCAAAUACAAGAAAUCAAAGAAAAGAGUGGUUGGCAUAAGAUGACUAAUCUUAGAACUGCAUUUGGAGAAAUGAGUGCCUACAACUGUUUAACUUCUGUAUAUAAGCAGCACGAAGACUCAUUGAUCAAACAACUUCUUAACAAAGAAGGUUUAUCUCAAAUUUGGUCUGAAGUUAUUUUAAACAUUGCACAUCAAAUAGUGGAUCAUGUCAAGCCUGAUUUAAAUCACAAUGCUGACGAUUUAGACAUUCGACAUUAUGUACAGAUAAAAAAAUGUACUGGAGGGAGCAGAGAUGAUUGUGAAAUAGUAUCAGGAGUAGUCUGUACUAAAAAUGUAGCUCACCGUGGAAUGAAUGCGAUGAUUGCUCAUCCUAAAAUUUUGUUACUACAAUGUGGACUAAUGUAUCAACGUGUAGAAGGCAAAUUAUUAAGUUUGGAACCUGUGAUGAUGCAGGAGAAUGAGUACUUGGGUCAUACAGUAGCUAGAAUUACUGCUCUUGGACCUGAUAUAGUUCUCGUUCAUCGAUCUGUCUCUAGAUUAGCACAAGAUAGACUCAGGGAAUGUGGUGUUACUCUUAUUUUAAAUGUUAAGUUAAGUGUACUAGAACGAAUAGCCAGAUGUACUGGUGCAAAUAUUGUAAAAACUGUUGAUGCUCAUAUUAGUGCUCGUUAUAUGCUUGGUACAUGUAAAAAAUUUUAUUUACGUAAUUUUCCUGAUGAUCAAAGUGGGAUAAAAACAUUGAUGUAUUUUGAGGGCUGCGCAAACGCACAUUUGGGAUCUACCAUCCUACUACGAGGUGGAUCUUUACCAGAAUUGAAGAAGGUUAAAAAUGUUACAUCUAUGAUGAUAUUCGCUGCAUAUUCCUGGCGUCUGGAAAAAUCUUUUCUCAUGGAUGAAUUCGCCAGACCACCUUCUCCAAAAGACAACUCUUUCUUGGAUGAAACAUUCAAGAAGAAUACUUCAGAUAGCGAUAGUAGUGUGCAAUUAUUAUCUACCAAAGGAAAAGAUAGCAUUGAGACUUCGUCGAAUAUUGAAAAUAAUGAAAGCAUAAAUACCAAAGAAAAUAUAAAAUUAUCACAAAUUUAUGAUAGUAGAAAUAUAUCUAACAAUGGGGAGAGUAUAGAUAAUACAUGUCCAAUUAAUCACAACACGUCUGUAAAAGAUGAAGAUAUGGAAAAUCCCAAUGGAAAUGAUAAUUUAUUGAACUCAGCUGCGCUUAAGCAGAUAUCUUCUAUAUUGAACGAGGACUGUGAUCCUUAUGAUACUUUGAAAUUAUUUAAAACAAAGAUCCGAUCCAAUACGAAUAAUUCAAAAAACUUAGAUCAAUCUUCUAAAGACACUACUCAUGAUAGCGACUUGAAUGUUACUUUGAGUACCGUCAGGGAUAACAUAGAUAUACAAAAUGAUAUAUAUAAUUCCGGAAACAAUCUGGACUUAAAAUCAGAAGAGCAAAGUAAUGUAUCAAGAUAUAUAGAAGAGAAACGCAUUUAUGGUGAAUCUAUUAGUGAUCAUAGUGAUCCACUGCAUCAAUAUUUAAACGAAGAUGAAGAAGAUGUCUUUGAUCAGACUAGUCCAAAUGGGCAGUGUCUAAGUGUUGCUGACUUACCAUUGUUAAAUAAGUUUAAGAAAGCUUUAGAGGGUACAGUUCUAAGCAUGUCACCUUAUUUAAAGUUUUCAGUACCUUAUUUAGAGACCGAACCUGGAAGAAAUUGUAUUUUAAGAACCUUCUUUCCAAAAGAAAUCUAUUAUUCCGAACAGUUCUUAGAUAAAACAAAAGAAACAAGGACUAGUAGCAUUUCUGUGGAACAAAAUGUACCUGAUAAACCUCUGUUAAAUUUAAAACUUAAACCUAGGCAUCCAUUCAUAGAAGCAAAAUUAACAACCGAUGUUGAAAGUAAAGAAGUUCAGGCACUUCUAGCACAUUUCAGAGCUUGUGGAAGUCGAUUAUAUCCAACGAACAAUGUUAUGAUAGAAAGACAACAGCAAAACGUACAAGCAGAGACUACUGAGCCAAAAUCUACAUGGCCAGAUUGUUUGGAUCCUGUUAACCAUCAACGUUUGUCCGUACUGUUUUGUAGCUUGUCGCAUACUAGCAACAAUACUCCAUCUUUUUGUGUAUAUCCUUGGACUGUUAACAUGGAUCUGUAUGGACGAAAUGAUAUAGCAUUGGGAUGUUUUCUAGAACGUUAUUGCUUAACUUCAGAAUACAAGUGUCCUGCUAAAACUUGUCGAGCGCAAAUUGCUCAACAUGUAAGACGAUUUGCUCAUGAUGGUGGCUGUGUACGAAUUGGUUUAAGAGAAAUGAAUUCUGAACCUUUCGGUCAGGAAAAUACUAAUCAAAUUCUUAUGUGGAGCAAGUGUAUAAAAUGUAAAAGUGUUUCACCUGUCGUACCAAUGUCAGACGAUACUUGGUCUCUAUCAUUUGCUAAAUAUCUUGAAUUAAGAUUUCAUGGUAGUGCAUAUACAAGAAGGGGUGCUGAAAAUUGUCAACAUUCUCUUCAUCAUGAUCAUUAUCAGUAUUUCACGAGGAAAAAUAUGCUAGCCGUGUUCAAGUAUACAAAGAUUUCUCAAUGGGAGAUUUCUUUACCACCACCUGUUAUAAAUAUUAUUUAUGAUGCAAAACAACAUGCUAAUGUUAUCGAAGAGAUGAAAACCUUGGCUUUAAAAGGGGACGACGUUUUUACAUGUAUAAGAGAAAAGUUAAGUUCAUUGCAAACAGACAUUGAAAGUAUAAAUACCGCAAAGCAACAAAUGAUGAAAGAUCAACAGUAUUUCAAGAAUAAAAUAGAGGAGAUACAAUUGAAAUUAACCUCACCGACUUUAGAAAAUAAAAAACUCGAAGGGAAGAUUUCAGAAAAGCAGGUACAAGCUCUUAUGUAUAGAAUCGAAGAUGGUAUUGUCAUAUUAAAAAGAUUGAUUUCUGAAGCUGUGUCUACCUGGAACACAAGGAUUUUAGAGAUUUCGACUAAAAAGAAAGAUGAACGAACGAGAAAGUUCACUGAACGAUCUAUGACAACUGGUAGUAGUGGUAUGAUAGAUACUGAUGGAUAUAUAACAGAGGAUACUGCAUCGGAAUCACAAUUGGAAGAUCUAAGUCCAAUGUCAGCUGAUUAUAAUGCAGUGGAUGCAAUCGCAGUGAUACAGAACGAUUUGCAGAGUAUAGAUAUCAUGGAAAAUUCUGAUAAUGAAAUUCCAGAGAUCAAUAAUCCUGAAGAUAUUAUUAUCGUGCAAGGAUCACCUAAAAUGCAUCAGAGAUCUUAUUCGGAUGUUUUACCUUUAACAUCGGAAGACAUGCCUGAUAAAAAGAAAAAAAAGAAGACGAUCUUGUCUCAAUUAUUGCCUUCUAUUCCAGUAACUCAACCAAUAGCUAAUCCAUUAGGCCCAUUGGAACAUACUUUACUUCCACUUGGGUCUGUUGUACCAGUGGUGGUCUAUGAAUCAGAAUUAUCUUCCAUAAUAGCCUAUGCAUUAGAUUCUCAUGACUACAAACAUAGUCUGCAAGAAUUACUUCGUGUAACAAAAGGUCCUGAAUUGAAUUCCAGUCCAUUGUACAAACGUAAAUUUUCUGAGAACAAAGAGAAUUCUUCAGAAUUAACACAAUCAGGAGAUUUUAAGAGACCAUCGGUAUUAUCGUUCUUAAGAGGCAACAGUCCAAAUCCUGCUAGUCCAAUAGAAUCUGAUAAGAAUGUUUUAAGCGUGGAAUCGACGGUACAAAACGUUAAUGUUUCAACAGAAACUGACGAAGACAAAAAACAAAUAAAACAGCAGAAUUACAUUGAAGUUCAGUUCAACGAUACAACGACAAACUUUUAUUGUAGGAUAUAUUUUGCAGCUCAGUUUGCUGCUUUAAGAAGGAACGUCUUACCUUGCGGAGAAGAUGGAUACACUAGAAGCUUGAGCAGGACUGUUCAAUGGGUAGCUAGGGGUGGAAAAAGUGGAAGUGCUUUCUGUAAAAGUAGAGACGACCGAUUCAUUAUAAAGGAAAUGUCCAAGUUAGAAAUGCAAAUAUUUUUAAGGUUCGCACCAAAUUACUUUGCUUAUAUGGAGAAGUGUCAGCAAAUGAAACAACCAACAUUACUAGGGAAAAUAGUAGGAGUUUAUAGAGUAUCUUUCAAAAAUGAUACGACUAACAAUGGAAUAAGAACAAGUGUUUUGGUAAUGGAAAAUUUAUUUUAUAAUCGAGAGAUUACUGACAAGUUUGAUUUGAAAGGAUCCAUAAGGAAUCGACUGGUAAAUCCAGAUGAUAUCGAUCAUGAAGGGGAAUUAGUUUUGUUGGAUGAAAAUUUAUUGAACAUGAGCUGCGAUUCACCUUUAUACAUCAGAUCUCAUUCCAAGGUUGUAUUAAAUAAAGCAAUUAGAAGCGACACCAAAUUUUUAGCAGACAAUUCUGUUAUGGACUAUUCGUUAUUAGUAGGAUUGGAACCGAGUUCAGGCGAACUUGUUUUGGGUAUAAUAGAUUAUAUAAGGACAUUCACGUGGGACAAAAAAUUGGAAACGAUGGUGAAGAAAUCUGGCAUAUUGGGUGGUCAAGGAAAAUUACCCACCAUAAUCUCACCGGAAGAAUAUAGAGCUAGAUUUAUAGCAGCGAUGCAUCGUUAUUUUCUACCAGUACCAGAUAGAUGGUCUGAUCUGGGCAAAGGUGUUGAAACAAUCUGAUGAAAGAUACAGAGCAAGAAUGAGAAUGAAAAUUAUACAUUUUCGAUAUUGUCAUCGGUAUAUAUCGAUUGUAUAUACAUUUUCUAUAUGAAACAGACAUAUAUAUAUAUAUACAUAUAUAUAUAUAUAUAUACGUGUGUUUCAUAUAUAUAUAUAUAUAUAUAUAUAUAUAUAUAUAUAUAUGUAUGUAUGUAACAUAUAUGUGUGUAAUAUGAAAUUGAAAGAAUGAUUCAAUCGUAAUAAUGAUUAACUUUUGAAUCGAAAACGUAUUAAAUCUCUAAUUAAUAAUAAGUAUCAAAUUAUUAUCUAUUUCUCACGCAUCUGUGAUCUUCUUUUAAUAAUAGUAUUAAUUUAUUAAUAUAUAUAUAUAUGAUUUUUUGUUGUUGCCGAUAAUCGGUUUAUAAAAAUAUCUCAUUAAUUCUCAAAGCGGAAAGAAAACAACGACGGUGUCGUCAUUUAAUACAAAGGUCUAAUGAAAGAGACGCAUGAAAUUUUAAUAACACAUAUAUGAAAGCACCAUUAUUAAUGUUUUAUUUAGAUAAUCUGUUUGUUUUUUUUUCUUUCUCCUAAAUUAUUUACAUGGAUCGUUAUUUAUAUAUUUAAUAAUGAAAUAAACAAUAAUAGUAAUUAAUAAUAAAAUUAAUAAUUAAUAAUAAUAAUAUUAUUUAAUUAACGUAAUAGCAUUUUUGUUUUAAUAGCCUACAAGUUAUAAACACAAGGAAGAUAUUAAAGCGUGUACCUUACGGAAAAGAAAAAACAUUUCUCAUCAUACUUCCUUCUCAUUUUAUCGCUAAUAUCUAAUAAUAAUUAAUAAUAAUAAAAUAAUAAUAGUAAUAAAAUAAUAAUAAUUAUUUACAUAAACGAAUGCAAGGCAAAAAAAGCUGCAACGAAAAUCCAACAAGACCAUCUAAUAAUAUCUCUCAACAUGUUUGAAAAUUCUAUUACAACACGCUGUUUCUUCAAGUUACAAAUUACAAGUUUUUUGUGAUUUUUCUUUUUUUUCUGUUUUGCAAGAUAAUACGGGCUAUUCAAUGAUACAUAUAUUUAUAUAUAUAAAAAAAAGAGAGAAAAAAGAGAGAUCCUCACGUUAUUCAAUCUUAGUUCUUUCAUUAUGUGUUAAUGAAAACACAUAUUUAUUCAUACAUUCGCACAUACAUACAUACAUUCAAUUUGUUUAAUUUUCUUGUCUACGGCGAUUGUUAUUAACAAGGGGUUUUUACUUUCGUUAUUAAUAUUCGACGGAAUUUAAUAAAACUAAACUCAUGUCGCUAUAACUAAUGAUAAUAAUAAUAAUUUAUUUAUUUAUUUGCCGUAGUAGAAUUAGAAGCUGGGAUUUCAAUGCUGAACGAAUUCAAACGUACAAUUGAUUGAUUGAUGGAUUGAUAUCUCUCAUUGAGAUUUGUUUUAUGUCGAACGAAUAGAAAAAAAUAAAAGAAAAUAAUUUUUUGUAUUUCUGCUAGAUACUGAUUAGGUAAGGAUCGUUAUCAGUUGUUCGCGCGAGAGAGAGAGAGAGAGAGAGAGAGAGAGAGAGAGAGAGAGAGAAAGAGAGACUGGAAUUAUUCCAUGUAUACGAUAGGCAAUAACAUAAUCUCUGUAAUAUUCAUAUUUGAUUUUUUUUUGUAUUUUUGUGAUUGUUUUAUAUUUUUUUUUUUUUGUAUUUUACUCUUAGUAAACUGAAAAAGGACUGUA
Molecule: messenger RNA, 7926 nt
Organism: Vespa velutina
Lineage: Eukaryota; Metazoa; Arthropoda; Insecta; Hymenoptera; Vespidae
Gene: fab1
Product: 1-phosphatidylinositol 3-phosphate 5-kinase
Exons: 14
Coding region: 154-6237 (2027 amino acids)
Biological process (GO): phosphatidylinositol metabolic process; intracellular signal transduction
Molecular function (GO): metal ion binding; ATP binding; 1-phosphatidylinositol-3-phosphate 5-kinase activity
Source: RefSeq, a predicted model, not a curated record